Molecule: messenger RNA, 3855 nt
Organism: Pseudo-nitzschia multistriata
Lineage: Eukaryota; Bacillariophyta; Bacillariophyceae; Bacillariales; Bacillariaceae
Source: the annotation of a GenBank genome assembly
UGCAUUCGCCGGUACUGGAAUAUUUUGACUCUGUAGCAUCUUUAUUGGUAUUUGAUAGAAAUAGUUCUUCUCUGCCCUGAAUUGUAGUAUUGCAUGACAAAAAUUCUGAAGUAAAUGAUAGUUUUGACUAAGAAUCCAUUCAACACAUCAUGCAAUUGUUCAAGUCAUUGCAAUGAUUCACCUCAACCUUUUAAUAUCGACGAGUUUACCGUUUGGGGAGGUGAGGAACGAUCAAAAAAUUUCUUUAGCGACCGUUGUGUUUUCGAAAGUACGUGAGGAUACUUUGGUGAUGAUUUUUUCUCGAGGCAUGUAUGGGUUGCACAGCUAUGCUGCUGUACUGAUUAAAUUUGCUACUGACAUAACAUUUUCUAACGAGAUGGAAGCAUUUCCUCAGCUUUUACCUGCAAAUUUCACUUUUCUAUCACAGUACACAAAUUUAUCGUUGUCAUGUACAUUUCAGAAACAAUCCAUCAACACCACUCAAUUGAAGAGGGAGGGAAUACAUUUGCCUAAUCGAUAAGGAAGAACACGACAUUGAUGCAUUGAAGAGAUUCAGAACAAGCAGACUCGACUGAUAGACUUUGAAUCACUACGAUCUCGAACAAUACUCGUCGAAUCUCCCGCGAAGCGGUUAAAAACCAUAACGAGACAUAUCUAUCUUCUCUCGCAUCUUCUCAAAAGAAGGAUGAACCCACCGAUGGCAGAGAAGAAUCACAGGGUCUCCGAUUCAUCAUUACUCUUGGAAGAAAAAUCGAUGAAUUCGAUGAGAAUUGAAAGCAACGUUUUCAGAAUGCAAUCAAGCAUAGCUGAUCUUUCCAUCGAUCUAUCUAUGACGAAUAGUGGCAGUGGCAUGAGAUGCGGAAUCAACGAUCCCUCGAAGGUCUCACUUGAGAUUCACAAACAAACAAGGUCCGAUCCAAACGAUCCCUAUGACAGCCCUCAAGAUUAUUGCUUUCCCAGGGGUCUUCCUUUUCCAAACCAAUCGACUGAGGAAAGAAGGUCAGACACCGCCGAAUAUCAGCAUUGCCAUGGGCUGCACCAACAAGAUGUUCACACAUUCCCUCACGCUCCAAAUCUGCAUGCGCCAUCGCCUACCUUUUGUCAGAGACCGAUGAUAGGGCCUCAACUCACAAGCCAACAAACAACAGGUUGCACGGCUCAAUCUUCCUUCAUAUUUGCUUCUUCUCGCAUAAAUUUUGCGGCUUCACCGAUUGUAAAGAGCAUCCGUCAAGACGUUCGGUCGAUGACAGAGGGCACGAGACUCGUACCCGUCCAUGAAGGUCAACCCAACGAUCGAAGCAUUCGAUUCUUGAACACCACCGAAGACACACUCCAAACCCGUGUCAUUUUGGGCACAGGUUCGUUUACGCAGGUAACAUCGGUGACGAUCAAUCCUAGACGCAACAACGACUCCUUUCGUCAGGGCUCCCAAACCAACCAUGAGUACAGAUAUUAUGCGUGCAAGGCACUUAAGCAAGAGCUCAUUUCGACAGGUGGAGAUGAAUUUCGCCAUGCAGCGUCCCAACUCGCUUACGAAGCGCACGUGUUGAGUUGCCUAGAUCAUCCCAAUAUUAUCAAGAUUCGUGGGCUCGACGACAAGGGGGUCCUGGGUUUCGAACGCACCGACCGGGGUUUCUUUUUGCUGAUGGAUGUCCUUUGCGAAACACUCGACCAGCGCAUCGAUCGAUGGGGCAAAUCGAGCACGACCUACGCUAUGAAUAUGACAGGAAGCAACUUCCACGGUAACCAUUACGGAAAAGGAAACAACAAUGUUUCGGCUCUCCUUCGACGUCACCUGGACAAGGUUGUGAUUUGUCUCGAACUCGCAUCGGCACUCGAAUACAUCCAUGCCAACCACAUUAUACACCGAGACCUCAAACCAGCCAACAUUGGAUUCUCUUCGACCCCGUGUCCAAAUCAUCCCGAGGGAGAGGAAAUUUAUACCAGGCUCCAACUGUUCGACUUUGGCUUGUGCCACGAAUUCACGCCAUCGUCCAGAACUUCCAACACUCUCACCAAGAUGGUUGGUACCAUGAGAUACAUGGCGCCGGAGGUAUGUCUCGAAAUGACCUACGACUACAGCUGCGACAUUUAUUCGUAUGCCGUAGUUUGUUGGGAACUUUGGACGCAUCGAACUCCCUUCGAGGCCAUGACGUCGGAUCUAUACAGGGAACUCGUGUGCCGGCGCGGGUUUCGUCCAUACCCGGAUCAAUCAAAAGAAGAGUAUGAUUCGCUUCGUUUUGGUUGGAGUGAUCCUCGUACGAAGCGGGAGUCGUCGAUGCGAGAAACUUUGAACAACAAAAAUCUUCCAAUCCCGAGAGAAAUCUCGGUGUUGUUGUCACAAGCGUGGACCCCCGAUCCACAAUCAAGGAUAUCUUGUUCGAGGAUACAGAAUCAAUUGAAGCUAUAUAAAACGCUAGUAGAGUUACAACUAGAAGCACAAGAUCUCUCCGAAUCUGCAAACAACACUGAUUUCGACGAAGGCAACAACGAUCACGACAACCACGACGUCCACGAGUAUUGUAAGAAUUACGAUGAAGAAGAUGCGCAGCAAGCUUUCCAGACUUUCGUCACUGACAACGUCAAUUACAUUAGUGAUCGCGCAAGUUGGAAAUGUUGCGACUAAAUAACUAUCACUAGUUCCAAUUUUCUUCUUCUUGCCAUCGUUUUUUUUGGAUUCACGAUUUAAUUUAACAGUGAACUUGAAGUGGACGAGUUUUUCUUUUUUUUUCAUGGUAGGCAGCAGAGGCAAGUAGCAUGCCAUUUUCAUUUCUUAAAAAUCAUUCAACAAGAGUCUGCCUAGCUAUUCUUUUUGGCGCAAUUCUGCCAGCGCGUCCCGCAACAAGCCCGGAGUCACCAUCACCCCCCUGCAGCACGGGCAACAAGUUGCUCCCGUACYMAACCAMYCARCAAUGCAAUCCAGGUGAAACAGGUGCUGUUCGCAUGAUUUGGAAUAGUAGACAUCUUCCCCCACCUGGAUCUCUUCUAUGCAGAUGGGACAGCACAGACCAGAGGAAGUGUUGCUUAUCUCUUGAUUUUUGCUAGACAGUUUUCUCAAGGCAGUUAUGAAACUGCCACUGUGUUUGCGUUGGCUGGGUGGCGCAGGCAGGCUGGUGAUACGACUGUCACUGUCACUGUGUUUGUGUUUGCGUUGGCUGGGUGGCGCAGGCAGGCUGGUGAAGCGACUGUCACUGUCAUUGGGUUGGCGUUGACUGGAUGGUGCUGGCGGGUAGUUUUCUUCGCGUUCAACCAGAUAAGCCACUGUGGUGUACAUGCUUCUCUCAGAAUUGUAGUUUUUCUUCCUCCAAAUCCCAAUGUCUUCUUUGGUUGCUUUCUUGCACUCUAGUACUGAUGAGAACAGGUUUUUCUUUUCUGUCAGUGUCAGGCUUUCCAGCAAUAUUUUUGUGUUCUCUCCACUAAGUUCUGCAGCUUCAAUGUCACCAAGAUUGUUGUGACGAUUGUCAUUGUUAGGAAUGACCGUGGAUGGAUCUGGCGAUGGAUCUGUCGUUACCCCCAACCCCAACCCUAUCAGGAAAUCAUCACAAGAAGACUGGCAAUAUUUGCAAAAACAAGUAAGAAUUGUGAGGCCUAUGAUAGCCAAAAUGCCUAGAGCCUCUUGUAUUUCUUCUCUAUACGACAUGUUUUUACGAUUGCCGAUGAAGUAUAUCGCAAGAAGUUACUGCGCAUCGAGUGCAAGUACGAUUGAUUGCAGUUUCCGGAGAUGCCGCUUGCUGUGGAGGAAACUUGUGUUGUAUUAUACUGUACGGAAAUUCGGUUGUUGGAAGCUCGGGGGUUUUGUUGAUUCGAUUGUCAAAUGUCGUAUGCCUGUGAGCCUAAUACACGUAGAACACUUAA